GUCGCAAGGGGCGGCUCUGGUUGGCUGCGGCGUGCUCCAUUCUGUCCUCGCGCUGCCUCUGCUGCUGUCUCGCGCCGCUCUCUGUCUCCAGCCUCUCUCUCUCUUGCGCGCGCGCACUCUCAACCAUGGCCAGCUACAGCGUGGAGGAACGCGGCUGCUCCAAUAGCCUGGACUACAGGAUUUAUUUCAAAAAUGAUCAAGGCGAAUAUAUUUCUCCAUUCCAUGACAUUCCGAUACAUGGAAAUGCCAACAAGGACGUAUUCAACAUGGUUGUGGAAAUACCUCGAUGGACUAAUGCUAAGAUGGAGAUUGCAACCAAAGAUCCUCUAAAUCCGAUUAAACAAGAUGUGAAGAAAGGAAAGCUGCGUUACGUUGCUAAUGUGUUUCCUCACAAGGGAUAUAUCUGGAAUUAUGGUGCUAUUCCACAGACUUGGGAAGAUCCAGCACAUAAAGAUGAAAACACUGGCUGUUGUGGAGAUAACGAUCCAAUUGAUGUCUGUGAAAUUGGAAGCAAGGUAUGCAGCAGAGGAGAAAUAAUUCAAGUGAAAGUCCUAGGCACAUUGGCACUAAUUGAUGAGGGUGAAACAGACUGGAAGAUUAUUGCAAUUAAUGUUGAAGAUCCUGAUGCUGCUAAAUUUAACAAUAUUGAUGAUGUCAGGAAGAUUAAACCUGGAUACCUGGAGGCUACAGUGGACUGGUUUAGAAAAUACAAAGUACCUGACGGGAAGCCGGAAAACCAGUUUGCAUUUAAUGGAGAAUUUAAAGACAGGGACUUUGCCAUUGAUGUUAUCAAAAGCACACAUGAAUUUUGGAAGGCGCUAGUAACUAAAAACACAGAUGGAGGAGAGAUUUGCUGCACAAAUACAACUUUGGCGGACAGCUCCUUCUGUUGCAGUCAAACAUCUGCUGCAUCAACUGUGACAUCGGCACCUGCUUGUGGGCCUGCCAAUCCAACACCAGUUGAAGUGGACAAAUGGUUUUACUGCUAGAAGUAGUGAAUUCGAAUAAAAUGCAAAGAUGCUGCAGUAGCUGCUGUGUUGAUCACCAGGAAAAGCCUAUGGAGAACUAGACGAAAACCUGGGAACACCCGUUGCCAGAAGAAUCCUGUUUUCAAAUUAGUAAAUGACCUAUUUUGACAGAUUUUACAGACUUGCCCAUAAUGUGUGCUCAAAACCUAUAAAGAGCAUACAUAAUCUGAGCUUUUCUUGUGUGAAAUACCAGUUUACCAGUCUUCAAAUAUACUUGUAUAUCAUGGCAUUCACUGUUAUGUAAGGAAAUUGUGCAUAGACAGUCUUAUUUUGUGGCUUCCUGGAUAAAAGAAACAUUUUUGCUGCAAAACUCA
This is a messenger RNA of Anolis sagrei ordinatus, 1342 nucleotides long. RefSeq names its product inorganic pyrophosphatase 1 (gene PPA1). Gene Ontology annotation, cellular component: cytoplasm. Gene Ontology annotation, biological process: phosphate-containing compound metabolic process. The record is from RefSeq and is a predicted model, not a curated record. Gene Ontology annotation, molecular function: inorganic diphosphate phosphatase activity; magnesium ion binding. Lineage: Eukaryota; Metazoa; Chordata; Lepidosauria; Squamata; Anolidae.